AUGGAAUCAUUAGCUAGAGCUUCUAUGACAGUAUGUCCUUUUGUUAGGUCAUCCUCUACUCAAGCAUUACGUCAAAUCUCAAAAUCAACUCCAGGUGGAUUAUCUACCCCAGCUAGAAAAUGUCCAUUUAUGUCAGUUGCAAUUGAAGCUAAAGAACAACAAAUUAGACAAUAUUCAUCGGCUACUAAACCAGUUAGAGCUACUGCUACUACUCCUAUUGAAACUUCUAAACAAGACUAUUUUGUUAAUGUUGCUAAUCCAAAUGCUUUUCCAAUGGGUACUAAUGAAUCAGCAUUUGAUUUCCAAGGGUUUUUGGAAAAUGAUUUAAAUAAAAAGAGACAAGAUAAAUCUUAUCGUUUCUUUAAUAACAUCAACAGAUUAGCUAAUGCUUUUCCUCGUGCUCAUUUGAAUUCUGAAGCUGAAGAAGUUAUGGUUUGGUGUUCAAAUGAUUAUUUAGGUAUGGGAAAAAACCCAAAAACUUUAGACGCCAUGAAAAAAACUCUUGAUAAAUAUGGUAGUGGUGCUGGUGGUACUAGAAACAUUGCCGGUCAUAAUCAACAUGCUAUUCAAUUAGAAGCUGAAUUGGCAGCAUUACAUAAACAUGAAGCCGCGUUAGUGUUUUCUUCUUGUUUUGUUGCUAAUGAUGCAGUAUUAUCCCUCUUUGGUCAAAAGAUGAAAGAUUUGGUAAUUUUUUCUGAUUCGUUAAAUCAUGCUUCUAUGAUUCAAGGUAUUAAGAAUUCUCGUGCUCAAAAACAUAUUUUUAAACAUAAUGAUUUAGCUGAUUUAGAAGCAAAACUUGCUCAAUAUCCAAAAUCAACUCCAAAACUUAUUGCUUUUGAAUCGGUUUAUUCUAUGUGUGGAUCUAUUUCUCCAAUUGAAGCCAUUUGUGAUUUGGCUGAAAAGUAUGGUGCUUUAACUUUCUUGGAUGAAGUCCAUGCUGUUGGUAUGUAUGGUCCUCAUGGUGCUGGUGUUGCUGAACAUUUAGACUUUGAAGCUCAUUUAGCUGCAGGUAUUGCUCAACCACCAAGUCCAACUAUCAUGAACCGUGUUGAUAUGGUUACCGGUACUUUAGGUAAAGCUUAUGGUUGUGUAGGUGGUUAUGUAACUGGUAAAGCUAAUUUAAUUGAUUGGUUUAGAUCAUAUGCUCCUGGUUUUAUUUUCACCACUACUUUACCUCCUGCAAUUAUGGCUGGAUCUAGAGCUUCGAUUAGAUAUCAACGUUCUACUCUUGCUGAUCGUAUUGCUCAACAAAAGAAUACAAGAUAUGUUAAAAACAAUCUUAACUCAUUAGGAUUACCUGUUAUUCCUAAUCCAUCUCAUAUUGUUCCUGUUCUUGUUGGAAAUGCUGCUGAUGCUAAAAAAGCAUCUGAUUUAUUAUUAAAUAAACAUGGAAUUUAUGUUCAAGCUAUCAAUUUCCCCACUGUUCCAAUUGGUGAAGAAAGAUUACGUAUCACUCCUACUCCAGGUCAUGGACCAGAAAUUGCCAAUCAUUUGAUUGAAAGUGUUGAUUCCGUAUUCAAUGAAUUAAAUCUUAAGAGAAUUAAUGAUUGGACUAGAAUUGGUGGAUUAUGUGGUGUUGGUGAAGGAAAAGGUGAAGUUGAACAUAUUUGGACUGAUGCUCAAUUAGCUUUAACUGAUGCUGAUUUGAAUCCAAAUGUGAUUGAACCUGCUAUUUCCCCAGUUGGUGUUUCGUCAGGUGUUGCUUAUUAA
Hemisphaericaspora subhashii is the source of this 1710-nucleotide messenger RNA. It is a transcript of the gene HEM1, whose product is annotated as 5-aminolevulinate synthase. NCBI's taxonomy places the organism in Eukaryota, Fungi, Ascomycota, Pichiomycetes, Serinales, Debaryomycetaceae. The transcript has a single exon. Gene Ontology annotation, cellular component: mitochondrion. Gene Ontology annotation, biological process: heme biosynthetic process. The record is from RefSeq and is a predicted model, not a curated record. Bases 1 to 1710 code for a protein of 569 amino acids. Gene Ontology annotation, molecular function: pyridoxal phosphate binding; 5-aminolevulinate synthase activity.